GGGCGAUGAAGUCACGGAUUGCCAGAAACAACGUCACCUCCUGUGCGCUGAGUGGGAAAAUGUCUCUACCUACGCAUCAUAUCCGGCUCGAAUGGCAGCAGGAGUCUGAUGUCGAUUUCUGCGCAGCACUGCUGGGAGACUUCGGGUGCUGUUGUUGCAGCCGCCUAGGGUCAUCAUGUCAAAACGGAAAGUCACAUUCGAAGAUCAAGGUGAUGAUGAUGAAGAGGAGAUGAGUCUCCCAAAGAAGAAGUUGGUGGAACCUGCCAUUGGAGGGCCAGGCAGCCGCUUUAAAGGCAAGCAUUCAUUGGACAGCGAUGAGGAAGAUGAAGAAGAUGAAGGGCAGGGUAGUAAAUAUGACAUCCUUGCAUCAGAUGAUGUGGAGGGGCAGGAAUCUGCCACUAUUGACUAUGAAGAUGGUAUCCGGAUCACCCCUUUCAAUUUACAGGAGGAGAUGGAAGAAGGUCAUUUUGAUUCAGAAGGCAACUAUUUCUUGAAAAAAGAGGCAGUGAUUCGGGACAAUUGGUUGGACAACAUAGAUUGGGUCAAGAUAAAGGAACAGCCUCCCGGACAGAAGAAAUCAUUCAAUUCUGCAGAUAACAAGGAAGAAGAUGAAGAUGAUGAUGAUGAUGACGACGAUGAUGAUGAUCUUGAGGUAGGCCGGACACCUCUGGAGAAGAAAGAACUUCUGGAAAGGAUGGUAGACUUAAUGUUACCUGGUGAGACGGUGGCUAGAGCCAUUCAAAGGUUUGGAGACAAGGGUGGCCCCAAAAGUAGUGGACGUCAGCGGAGGCCCUGGGCCCGCCUCAAAGUAGAUGAAGUUGAUCCAGCCGAGGAAGAGGAUCCCCAGAAGCCUGGGUCACCUGAGCGGAAAGAGCAGCUGGAACAGCUGUCAGGGCUGGCUGACCAAAUGGUAGCACGGGGGGUCUAUGAGAUCUACCAGGAAACCCGGGAGAAGCUGGCCGUGAGACUCCGGGCUUUGCAGCAACCACCUGCAGCACCUUCCUCUGCUGAACCAGAACUCGAUAUGUUUGCUGAGGAGAUCGAUGAAGCCAAACUGGGGGAGAAGACAUCAGCAGGAAGUCAGGUGCGUGGGGAGAGUGAUGAUAACACACUCUCUGAGGUGAUGUGGGAAUAUAAGUGGGAGAACACAAACACAUCUGAACUUUAUGGACCCUUCAGCAGCUCUCAGAUGCAGGACUGGGUAUCCCAAGGCUAUUUCCCUGAUGGGGUUUACUGCCGGAAGGCGGAUAAUUCCGAGGGCCCAUUCUACAAUUCCAAGCGGAUUGAUUUUGAUCUCUACACAUGAUCGGAAUCCACCUCCUGUUCUGCCGAGCACGAGGGAUAGAGUUCAACCCAGCGACAGACUGAAAGAACUUGCCAGACUUUGGGGAUGGGGGGAGGGUGAGGGCAAGGGGACAAUAUGUGUGUGCGUGUGUGGGUGCACUUGCUGAGGGGAAGAGGGGUUUGAUUCACCAUUUAAAUUUGAGGGUGUUUGGGAUUUUGUGAAAAAAAUAAAAUAACUUUAAAUUGG
This is a messenger RNA of Crotalus tigris (Tiger rattlesnake), 1531 nucleotides long. It is a transcript of the gene CD2BP2, whose product is annotated as CD2 cytoplasmic tail binding protein 2. Bases 176 to 1306 code for a protein of 376 amino acids. NCBI's taxonomy places the organism in Eukaryota, Metazoa, Chordata, Lepidosauria, Squamata, Viperidae. The record is from RefSeq and is a predicted model, not a curated record. Gene Ontology annotation, molecular function: protein binding. The transcript has 7 exons. Gene Ontology annotation, cellular component: U5 snRNP.